This is a messenger RNA of Aspergillus saccharolyticus JOP 1030-1, 1160 nucleotides long. RefSeq names its product protein dprC (gene dprC). The record is from RefSeq and is a predicted model, not a curated record. NCBI's taxonomy places the organism in Eukaryota, Fungi, Ascomycota, Eurotiomycetes, Eurotiales, Aspergillaceae. Bases 323 to 1045 code for a protein of 240 amino acids. The transcript has 2 exons.
AAGUGAUGAUCAACCCUCAUUCAGUCAUGGAUGUCAUCGGGUCACCGAUAUGGAGGGCGAACUGUCGAUCUCUGAGCCGAUCUCCAGGGUCUUUGUUUGACUGGUUCACUUUCCUCUCUCUCCACGGUUUGCAAGAAUUGUGAAUUGUGGUCAGCUUGACGUCACCGGCUCACGCGCGAUGAUGUCGCCUGUCCCUCCUUUUUGCCUUCAAAACAAUGGCUAUAUAAUGCCCUGAAAGUGACAGGUGGAGUGCACUAGCAAAGCUUGUACCACAAAUCCAGACUUCAACCCCUUCCAAUCGAAACUACACACUACAGUCACGAUGAACACUACCCAGACUCCAUACUAUGACACCAACGCAGCGGCCACCGGUACUGCUACCCAGGCUGGCAUCACCAGCACUGGCGAGGCCAGGACCGGCCCGGCCCCGACCACUGCUGGACCGCAUCGCUCCGACAUGGCCAACAAGGCGGAUCCCCGAGUUGACAGCGAUCUGAACAACCGCGUCCAGUACGCUCCCGGCACGACCACCACAGGCAACGUGCACCCGCAGGCCACUGCCGGGACUGCCACCACUUCCACCUCGGGCACCUCGACGAAGGGACCACACAGCUCAUCGCUGCUGAAUAAGCUAGACCCUCGUGUAAACAGCCGCACGGGCGAGAUGUCUACCAAAUCCACGAACCAAACGGGCUCCGGUGCGAUGCGCGAACCCACCGAUACGACAGGCACCGCGGGCGGAGUGGGUUAUCAGCCAACGGCCUCAUCUUCAAGCCAGGGCACGGGGACAGUCGGCGGUGCCAAUCCCACUACCGGUACUACCACUACCGCUGGCGGUCAAUCGGCGCGCACGGGCGAGAGCGUCGGGCGCGGGGUUAAGUCGGCAGCGGCGGGGAUCCACGGGGCCGGGGAGUCGCUACGCGGUGGAAUCAACGCGGCUGUAGAUUCAGCCUUCGGCCACAAUGAUGGGGUGGUCAAGAACGAAGCCAUUGCAGACAAGGGCGAGCGAGAGAUCCAGACCGGACAGUUUGGGAGCAGGUAUUGAAAUAGAUUGACCUCUCGUGUUUAGGAUUAUACGAUUACGAUGAUACGACUAAUGCUUGUUGCUUGAUUUUAUUGUUGAUAAGCUGAGCGGGGUGGGACCCGGUCAAAUGGCUGCC